Messenger RNA from Trypanosoma cruzi, 1392 nucleotides. RefSeq lists its product as uncharacterized. Gene Ontology annotation, biological process: nucleotide-excision repair. The coding region runs from base 1 to 1392 and encodes 463 amino acids. The transcript has a single exon. The record is from RefSeq and is a predicted model, not a curated record. Gene Ontology annotation, molecular function: DNA endonuclease activity; single-stranded DNA binding. Lineage: Eukaryota; Euglenozoa; Kinetoplastea; Trypanosomatida; Trypanosomatidae. Gene Ontology annotation, cellular component: nucleus.
AUGGAGACACCCUCAGAGUCGACAUUGCCGUCCAAUGUGGACAAGGCCGAAAUAACCGCACCGCGUGGUGGUGAGGCCUGGGCCAUAGACUUCUCAUUGCCAAGGGUGCGGCGAAAGAUCACAAGGAAGGAGCGUGAUGCUCUCAUCUCCAGUCGCAUACGGCAGCAAAUGCAGCAGCUGCAGCGGCCCUCAUCAGGGGCGAAGAAGAAGGGUGAGGGAGAAAUGAUGCGAGUCGGACAGGCAGCGGACAGCGAAGAUAACCGACACAUGCGGAUUGUAGCCGUUGAUGGCAUGGCAGACCUUAGUGAUCUGGUGCCCCAAAACCUCACCACCACACGUGAGGACUUAGAAGAACGACUUUGUCUGCGUCUCCCACGCCUACUCAGUGUGACAAAACAAUAUCCAAAGAGCUGCGGUGUGUCCUCGCUGGCGUCUAUAUGGAACUAUCUGUACACACGUCUGGGCGAGGCUGAUGUGGGCGUCUCUCGUGCGCCUGUGGCGCAGGAGGAAAUCAUGACCAUUCUUGGCUUUGCGCCGCCGUUUGAUGAGAUUUCGUGGGGCCCUUUCACAGGCAAUGGGACCCUCUUUCGGUGGUUUCAUGCCAUCAACCGCCACUUUGGCGUUAAGGGACGGGCGUACAUGUUGUACAAGCCUCAGGGAAAGGGUCGUACAAGCUGCACGGCGGAGGAGGCCCUACGGGAGCUAAAACGCGUUUUGCGUGACCCCCACGCUGCGGUGGUGUACCAUUGCCACAACCACUACAUGGUGCCCGUUGGAUAUCAGGAGAUUCCACUGGCGCAAACGGAUUUUUACGCUCCGCAGGUGCCGGAGUCGAAUACGGAGACGACUAUCUUUAUAGGUGAGGUGAGUCGUGGUCGGCACGAGGCAAUGUACGCGAGAAAGUGGAGCGAAAUUGUGAAGGACCUCAUGUGCCGCUCCCCACAGUUUUACAACAUACGCCGGCCUGAAAUGGGAAUACAGAAACGCGUGCCGAAGAAGAAGAAUAAUGAUGCGAAGGGCGAUGACGAGGCGGCAGCGGCAACGGCGGCGGAGCAGCAGCAGCAGCAGCAGCAGGAUCAGCGGGAGAGCAAGACACCCGUCAGCGCUUUGUCUCCGCCACCAACAUCUCUUUUUGAGGCGAAAAUUGCCCCUGUUGCGAGCGGCAGCGACACGACAACAACGGCCGGGGCGGGCACAAGGAGAAAGAAAAAGACGGGAGGGGGCAAUUUGCACUGCCUGAUUUGCUUCCGCAGCGACGAAGUGGAAGAGCACCCGGAGCGCUACGAGGAUCCCUCCACCGACUCAAACAGCAGCAGCAGCAGCAGCAGCAGCAUUGAAAGCGACAACAACGAGAAAGAAGGCAUGGAUGAUGUAGAAGCAGAGUAUUUCUGA